UAUUUUUGCACAUGAAAUCGCUUUAAAACAUUCAUAACAAAUAUAGGCAUGGUAUACAAUUUUUCGCUACCUUCGCUUGUGUGUUUUAUAAAGGAAUUGGAUGGGACCUUUUAUCUGAAGUCGAUCAUCACAGAAAAGAUACCCGUCAUAGGUACUAGCACCUCAGGCCAGUCCAUCUUAAAUAAUUAACUGCUUGUUUUCCUUCUUGAUUUCUCGAUCUAAAUUAAGAUUUAACAAAUUUAGUUAUAGCUUGCAUUAAGCAACAGCAACUAAGGAUAGAAGCCUAAAGUCCAGUUCAUCUUUGUGGAAUUCUCGCGUGACAUGGAGACGCUAAAGCCCCAUCCAUCUGUCCGCGCAAUAUUCAAGGAUUUCUCGGACAGGACAAGUUGUCAUGGAAUAGGUCAGAUCGGCGGAUCACAGUCAGUAAUGUGGCGGGUAUCCUGGUUAAUGAUAUUCCUGGCAGGUCUGGGAAUGGUACUGUACCAGGGCCUCACAUUGCUUGAUACAUAUCUCAACAAGCCGACAGCUACUGCUGUGGAUAUAACAUAUUCUGAGGUGACUAACUUCCCUUCAGUAACCAUCUGCAACAUGAAUAUGAUCAAGAAAAGCCAACUCCAGCAUUUUCCACAAGUAAAACGGCUCGUCGACACGUUCAACAACAUGACAAGUUCAAACUCAAGUCUGAACUCAUCGGCUUUCAUGGACACAAACAGGGAGAAAGCUGAGAAAGACCGACUAUCAUUGAACACAAAGAACAGUAAAAACAAGGUGAUACUAAAUAAUGUCAACAUUGACAUGCAGAGAUAUAUCGAAGACAAGAUUGUCCAGUAUUUAUCGAUGUCGGACACUACGAAGUUGAUGAAGGCAGGGCAUGUGUUUAGAGAACUGGUAUUUCGCUGCGUCUGGAAUGGGUUUGUUUGCAAUAAAGGGGAUUUUUUAAAGUACUGGCGGCCAUUUUGGCACUGGCGAUAUGGAAAUUGCUACACGUUUAACCAAGGCGUAGACGUCAACGGGACAGAACUACCUUCUCUCGCAUCAUCAAAACCCGGUCCAAUGUACGGUUUAACUCUGGAUUUGUUUAUUGAUCAAGAGCAGUACAUCAUACCGCUUUCACAAGAAGCCGGAGUCAAGGUCUUGCUAUCGGAUCAGAGAAACAUCCCAUUCCCCUUCACGCACGGUUUUACCGUCCAACCCGGGGUUUCUGCAUCCGCCGGAAUACGUCAGCUGGUGAUUAAACGUAUCGACCCAUUCAGUAACGGAAGCUGUUACUCUGGAAAUGGACUCGAGGCCAACAGCAUUUAUCAUAAAUACAAAGGAAUGAGAUAUUCUGUGCAGGGUUGCAUGUCCUCUUGUCUGGCAAAUAAUCAAUUUAAAGUGUGUAAUUGCACCGAAGGGAAGUUUCGUGCAAAGGGCAGACCAUGCAUGACAGAACCUGAAGUGAAAUGCUUGAACAAUAUUAGUAAGAAGUACGAGAAUGGAUCCUUGGGGUGCUCCAAAUCCUGCCCGCAGCCGUGCACACAUUACUCUUUCAGGAGGACCAUAUCGCAGACACAAUGGUCAGACUCGUAUGAGAAAACAUUUCAGAGACUCGUCAGAAAAUCCGAUCGCGGCUUUGCAAACAAAAUGAACGAUGCAAGCAUUCUAAGGAAGAAUUUCCUUCGAGUAAAACUUUAUUACGAAGAGCUCAACAGAGAGACGAUUACAUACUCGCUCUCCUAUCCGGUCGAGAACCUUUUGGGCGACGUAGGGGGCCAACUCGGUCUUUGGAUUGGAGUGUCGGUGAUCACGUGCGCAGAGUUUCUCAAGCUUCUGGUGGACCUGGCGUGGUAUCUCGCAAGCAAAAUGAGCGGGAAGACCAAAACACAAGUGCAGGACUUGAACAUGCAAUAAACCAUAGAAAAAUCCACAAGCAACCGAGAAUAGCUAUGGACAUUUAAAAGGCAAUUUAUGAGAAACUCCAACCCGAUGUAAUGAUAAAUUUUCAUAAACGGACACCAAAUAUCUUGUACAAAGAUUUUGAACGCUGUCUCAGCCAAACAGCGCAUUUUAAAACAUUUAGAAGAGCUCCUCUUCCACUCACCCUAUAAUCAACCAGAUAACCUUCAAUUUUCUUGAAAAUCAAAUUCAAAAGGAAUGUUUUGACAAAUAAAUUUGUGAUCAAUCUCGAAA
Nematostella vectensis (starlet sea anemone) is the source of this 2169-nucleotide messenger RNA. Its product is annotated as degenerin mec-4. The record is from RefSeq and is a predicted model, not a curated record. Gene Ontology annotation, cellular component: membrane. The transcript is spliced from 11 exons. The coding region runs from base 322 to 1890 and encodes 522 amino acids. Gene Ontology annotation, biological process: sodium ion transmembrane transport. NCBI's taxonomy places the organism in Eukaryota, Metazoa, Cnidaria, Anthozoa, Actiniaria, Edwardsiidae. Gene Ontology annotation, molecular function: ligand-gated sodium channel activity.